CCAUGUUCCAGUCCUCCAUGGUGUCUCUUCUCCCUCCAGCUCCCUCCAUCCCCUCCCAUGGAUCUCACUCACAGACAAUGCGGCAGUGAAAGAGCCAGGAGAUAUUGGGGCUGCGUUCCAUCUGAGGCAGAGCAGAAAGGGGGCCCAUCAGGAAGGCUGGGGCUCACCCCACAUCCCCAACCCAGCCUUCACUGCACAAGCCUACCCACCAAGCCACUCCUUGGCUCCCAUCUGCUUCAGAGAACCCUCUGACCCAACUCACAAAGUCCACACGGUCCUCAGCCAGCCAGUGGAAACACUUGAGGAAGAGAAGAAGAGUGAAGAGUGCAACAAAGCGGGGGCUGAAGUCGUCCCGAAAGACAGUGAAGGCCAGACAAGUCUCAGUGACAGCAUACCAGGAACGUUCCAGAAGGUGCUGGGGGGUGAAUAAGGAAUGAUGAGGAACACAAGACAUUCUGCUUGCCCAGCCCCCUGCCCCUCACUUUUGGAGUCAUGAACAUCUUACCUCCAUCUCUGCUGCCCUCAGCUGUCCAAAGAACACUUUGCCCAUCACUUUGCCCAAGAGAAAGACAAGUACAAAGGCCUGGAUGUAGAGGACCUAGGAGUGAGAAGAGACUAUGGUUUGAGGUCACUUUCUGCUCUGCUAUGUCUGGGGUUCAUCACCCGGGAACCUCCCUAUGUCCCCAUCACAAUUAGUUCAAAAUACGACAGCUAGCAGCUUCUUCACUUCUAGUCUACUUACCUGACCUCUAGCUCCGCCCCUGCCUCAAGCAAACGCCUCCUCCCCUCCCAGGGCGUUCCUCCCACCCUGAGCCCUGUCUGUACUCACUGCCAUGCUGGGGCUGGACUUGGUCAAGUACACCACAGUGGGGUAGAACUGGUGCUUGAGGUAGUAGGCAUGAGCCACUACGGCCCCGGUCAGAGCCAGGCUGGCCGCCAUCAUCACUGCGGUGCGGAACAUCGCCCCGGCCUGGAGACCUGCUUGGGGAGAGCGAAGGAAUAACCCGGGUGAUGCGUGCACCGUGCAGACGGAGCACAGCGCCCGAAACGCAGUGUCAUUACACAGGAGGGGGAAAAAAAAAGACUCGCCUCACCUCACCCUCAUAAUCAAGAAUAGCAAGACGUCAAGAAUAGCGUACGCUCCCCCAUUUUACAAAUAAGAAAAUGGAGACUCAAAGGGGUUAAGCGAUCGCAAUGACGCAAAGCCUGGAGCCCGGAUCAGUCUUGUUUCAAAUCUAGGGCUUUCCAUGCCGCCGCCUCUAGGGAGCUACGAGGAGAGGCAACCGUGCUGGAGGAAGGGGAACCACUACCACAGCCUCUUAAAAGGUGAUGCGGAGGAUGCACACGCAGAAACCUCCGGAAGCAGGAACGUGCCGCCUGGACUAGGAGAAGCUGGGCGCUGGGGGGCGCUGGGGGGCGCAGCCGGGCAGGCGACAGCGACGGUGACAGCUCGGCCAGGGUGGGCAGCUGCGACACGCGCCCCGCGGGAGCGGGCGGGGUACGUCAGUCUGGAUCCCUGGCGUCCCCCAACCCCCGGGGCAGGGUCCACUCGGGGGCAGCGGAGAAACGGACGAUCUCCGCGAUGCACGGCGGCAGGGAGAGGGACCCGGGUCGUCCCCGCACCUGUGAUGGCCAGGAGCUGCGACUGUCGCAGGCGGGGCCCGGCCUCUGGAGAGCAGCCGCGCGGGCACCCGCGGUCGACGGACAACUGACAAGCCGCGAGCCGGGCUGAGGGGGCGCGCCGACCCCGGAGCCCUCAAGGGGAGGACCCAGGUCCCGACUCCAACCACUACCCGGGCCCGACCCCGACCCCGACCUCGUUCGACUCACCAGGAGCCCACCGCAGCGAGCCAGCUCGAUCCCCGAGACUGCGGAGGCGACUUCGGUUAACGACACUCCCCACCCCCUGCGAGCCGGAACUUCGGGGGUGAGACACCUCACUUCCGGCGGGGCGCCGUGUGGACCGUACCAAGUGCAUCCUUCCUUCGGCCGCACCACGCACCCUCCGUGGCGCCGGGAGCGUAGUCCCACCACCGUAUCCAGGCGUCGUGCCCACUGCCGGAGCAGGAGAUGCGAGAGGCGGUCAGAGUGGAAUAGGGCAGCGAGGGAGGUAGUUGGGGUCCCCCCGCGCAUUCGCCCCGGAUGGUAUCGUCUCGGUCUCCGAGGCGACUCAACCCAGCGAAGGACUCCGGCUCCCCCGCGGGGAGGAAGGCGGGACCUGUGCGGCCCGUACCACUUGGAGGGGGGCGCGUGCAAGGGCCAGACGCCACAGGCUUAACAGAAAUUAGAUGUUUUAGAGUCUCAUUCCAGGAUAUUUCACAACGAAUUAACAAAUAAAUUCGGAAAAGAAAAAUUUGCUCCUCCACGAUCACCCCCAAAUUGUGUGGGAGUGUGUUGGGUCCCCGUGGCUGCUACUAAUUGGCCGAAUAGAGUUACGCGGACCAAUAAAAAAGGGAAAUUUGCCGGCCAACGGAAAGGGAGAAGCAGACAUUGACUCUCCUGUUGCUCUUGGCCACACAUCCCCUACUGAUGCAGUGGGCCCUAUGGGGUACACUUCACUGGGCCCAGCAAGAUGCACUUUAUGCAUUCAUUGAGAUGGUGCAAAUUUUCUCCUCUCAUCUACUAAAGGGAGAGGCACCAGGAGUUGGGGAGAGACGGAGGGAAGAGAGAGAAUCCUAAGCAGUCUCCAUGCGGGGCUCAAUCUCAUGACUCUGAGAUCAUGACCCAGGUUGGAAUGAAGAGUUGGAUGCAAACCGACUGAGACACCCAGGCUCCAUACUUUUUAAAGCGACAUCUGUUUUGAGGUUCCUGGAUCCUAAACAAACACAGACACUGCCAAUGACCCUGCCCCACCAAGGCCCUGGUGGUGAAUCCGGUGAAUCCGGUGAAUCGGGCCCAGGGCUCGUUUCCGGCCCGCAACCUUGGCUCCACCUUUGUGAGGAAGUGGGGAGGGGCCCGGGCGGUGUCAUCAUUCAGGCCCUGGGGUCCCUCCGGCCUGCUUUAUCCCUCUUGCAGAUGAUGCAGCUUUGGAGAAGCUCCUACCUGGGGGAGCGGAGAGGGCGCAAAGCCCCACCCCCUUCCCGGAAAGGGCGCUGAUUGGUGAAGGGCGAGGGGGCGGGGCAGCGCCAUGGCUAUAUAAGCGCAGUCCCUCCAGCGCGGGGGAGUUGCGCUGUAGGUCGUCCCCUAGCUCAGGUAAGACACUUUGGAGGAGGGUGGGCGUCUGUGGGAGCGUAGGUGGAGGCCCCCAGGUUGGCCGCAGGAUGCUGAGCAGCAACUUCUGAGCCCCGUAGUUGGCAUCUCUUCCCGUAGCUUGCAAAGGGUAAGGUGGCCCCACCUAACCUUACUCUAAAUCCGGCAUUUGUCUAAUAACAUCCCCACUCUGGGCCUCAGCUUCCUCUCCAUGAAGGAGGGUUGGUGGUCCUUCCAAGUAUGCCGCUUGGGUGUGGGGUGAGGGGGUAUUUGGGAGUUGGGGGGCAAGAGGAGCAAUUAAACUCUGGCUCUUGGAGGUCAGGCAGGCCCAACCUUUAAGUGGCCGUGAGACUGACACGCUUCAGCUUCGGGGUUUGCAAAAUGAGUAUUGGCCUAUACCCACCUACCCGGAUGAAGUGAGAUAAUGCCCUCAAAGAAUUGAGCACAGCUCCAGGCACUUAGGAAGCCCUCAGUGGUGGCUGUUGCUGCUAUGCUUACUCUCCAGCUUGGCCUGGGGCCCCAGGAUGGGGUGGGGGGAGCUGCAGCCUCCAGGAAUUCUGCUGCUUCUCUGGUCUCCUCACCCCACACGUAUGCCCAUUUCUAGUCUGCUCCGAGCACUGCACUCCCACCCUCCCAAGUCUCCAUGCUCAUCUCACCACUUCCUGGAGGUCUUUUGUCAGGCCAGCCUCAAAAACCCCCUUGAUUUGUGGGGAGCGAGGGGGUAGGUGCUAAUCCUGAGGCUACUUUCUCUACAGGCCAUCCUGCCCCACCCCACCCGUCCCCAUCCCCUAGGAGAUGAGUGACGCUCAAGACUUUGCCACUUUCCCAGUGGUUGCCACCCAGGUGAAGCUGGGGGGCUGGAGCCAUCAACGUGGGGGUAGUGGGUCUGUUCAUCCACGCCGGCACCAGGAGCUCCAGGCUUUUCUCAACCUUCUGGAGCACAGUUUCCUCCAGGAAUUCCUUUCCAGAGAUCCCUGUUUCCAGAUUUCGGAUAAGUAUCUCCUGGCCAUGGUGCUGGUCUACUUUCGGCGUGCCAACCUGAAGCUCAGCGAGUACACCCAUAGCAACUUGUUCUUGGCCCUGUUUCUUGCAAACGACAUGGAGGAGGAUCUUGAGGACCCUAAAUGUGUGAUUUUCCUGUGGGCCCUGGGAAAAGAUUGGCGUUGUCGGGUAGCAGACUUCCUACAUCAAAGGGAUAAGCUGUGGGCCCGGAUGGGCUUCCGGGCCAUGGUCAUGGCCAAGGAGCCGUCCCACUGGGCCUGGACUCGAGAGCGGCGUCCCCACCACGGUGGGGCUCAGAGGGGCUGCACAAAACCCCGAGUUGCCCUCCCCGGGGGCCCCGGCCUCUCACCACCUGCCUGUUCCCUCUGUAGUUUGCCCUCUUCCCCCAGCCACUGCAGCCACCAGCCCCACCCCUUGCCUGUCUUGUUCAAGUGUCCUUCCCCAAACCCUGAGCGACACUGCCCUGACCCGCAAGCUUGUCUUUCGGUGGCUGGAGACCCCUUGGGGGGGGGCUUCCUCAUCAUCCUGCCCCCCCAACUGCAACUAGAGCCAGGCACCUACACUCUCUAUAUCCUCCCGAAGCCUCCACCAUGCCCUGGGCACUGACAUGUGCAGAGUGAAGAGCAGCCCACCUCCUUGCCUGCUGACCUAAGCCCCACUGGCUGUGGCCCCCUGGCCUUCUGUCUUAUUGGCUUCAGGCUGGCAGUGCUGCCCAGGUCCCCUGUCACCUCCUCCCAACUGUAUGCACUCUGACCCUGGCCCCUCUAAUAAACUCGUGUCUAUAGGACACCAACUGUGCUUAGGCCCUGGCCUGGCUCCUUGACCCAGGGUCGGGGUAGGGAC
Molecule: messenger RNA, 5034 nt
Organism: Canis lupus familiaris (dog)
Lineage: Eukaryota; Metazoa; Chordata; Mammalia; Carnivora; Canidae
Gene: SPDYC
Product: speedy/RINGO cell cycle regulator family member C
Exons: 9
Coding region: 3985-4797 (270 amino acids)
Biological process (GO): positive regulation of cyclin-dependent protein serine/threonine kinase activity
Molecular function (GO): protein kinase binding
Source: RefSeq, a predicted model, not a curated record